Messenger RNA from Ilex paraguariensis (yerba mate), 851 nucleotides. NCBI's taxonomy places the organism in Eukaryota, Viridiplantae, Streptophyta, Magnoliopsida, Aquifoliales, Aquifoliaceae. The record is from the annotation of a GenBank genome assembly.
CUGCAGGUGCACCUAAACAAACUGGAGGCUGGACAGCUUCAGCUUCUCGUACAGAAAUCAAGUUCGAUUCAGGUGAUUGGUUCACUUGGUUCACUGAUAGAAAUUUUUACUUUCACCUAUUUUGUUGUUCACUAUGGGUCCCCCUUGUAUCAUAGAUGGACGGUUUGAUGAUGAAUAUUUCCAGCAAACCGAAGAGUCAAGUCAAUUUAGGCAAGAGUAUGAGAUGCGGAAAAUGAAACAGGACCAAGGUUUGGAUGUCAUAGCAGAAGGUUUGGAUACAUUGAAAAACAUGGCCCAUGAUAUGAACGAGGAAUUGGAUAGGCAAGUUCCUUUGAUGGAUGAGAUUGACACUAAGGUGGACAGGGCAACAUCUGACCUAAAGAAUACCAAUGUUAGACUUAAGGACACUGUUAACCAGCUGAGAUCGAGUCGAAAUUUCUGCAUCGAUAUUAUCUUGUUGUGUAUAAUACUGGGCAUCGCGGCCUAUUUAUACAAUGUAUUGAAGUAAAAUGGUAAAAUGGGCUAUCGGAUCUGUUACUGUGACAGUGGAUUUGUCUGGUUUAUUUCUUGCGUUCAUUGAGGUCUUACUCUGAGCUUGAGUUUUGGUUUCCUUUGCUCUUCUAAUGUUUUGCAUGUCUUUAACUUGGAGAGUGCACUUUUGUCUUUUAAAUACAAACAUGGAUACAACACGUCUCUGUUAAUCAUCUUGAUUUUGCUGAGCUACAAAUCGCUGAACACCACUUUUAGAGAUUGGUUACUUGUUUAAAAUUUGUUGAUAUAAGCUGAAAGACUUUCAGCAAAAUUAAAUUGUAUUCACAGACAAAUGAUAACAUCGGAAAAACUUUGGACAG